This is a messenger RNA of Dermacentor albipictus, 868 nucleotides long. RefSeq lists its product as uncharacterized. Lineage: Eukaryota; Metazoa; Arthropoda; Arachnida; Ixodida; Ixodidae. The record is from RefSeq and is a predicted model, not a curated record.
GGCAAGGCCACAGCAAAGUACAGGAAGUUACAGGAACCUUUCGUUGUAGGGUGUCUGUGACGUUGUACGCGGGCGGAGACAAAGUUGUAGCCACUCCGUGGUGGUAGCCGUAGCCGUGUAGGUGUGUGUUGAGGCGCCGUUGUUGCUGUUGCCACGUGUAGAAAUGCUUGCCUACGUAAAAUACCGCGACAACUACCGCGCGAUAUUGCCUGUGCGGCUCAUAAAGUCGUUCGAGCCAGAGGACGAAGAAGACUUCUCAAAGUCAAGAGAAGUCCAGGCACACUGGUGUAGUGAAGACGGCGCUACUGAAGGCUACUACCCGGCCUUUGUACAUGCCCUGGCAGCCUUCUCGGACAAGGCUGCUCUCGGAGUACCAACAGGCACACGCACGGAUCGGCUUCUCGCCUUAGGAAUCUACAUGACCUUUGAAGAGCUGAGGAUCGCGGCCCUCAUGUCUCAACAAGAAUGUCUAACCAUAGCUCUGCUGGAUAAAUUUGAGAUUGCUCGCAGCAAGUCCAAAGAAGGUGACCAACCUUCGGUGACCAUGGGCCACCAGGCUGCAGAAGUGCCAGACCCAGUGGUCUGCACAGCGGCAUCUUUGAAUGAAGUUUCUUAUGAUUGUGCAGGGGUGCUCGAGUCCACCACUAUGGACGAAGGCGGCAGUGGUUCGUCAACCACAACAAGGAUGGGACUUGCAUUUGAGGCGACUGCAUCAGGCAGUGCUGUUUUGCCUGCUGCAGCACACACAGGGCCACCUCAAGCAGAUGAGCUGUUUUGUGUUGUCAAUGAACAGGUGGUGGACAGCUUGUGCACAGAGUGGAUGAGGUCGUCGACAACUCGAGACAAGAACGAGUGGCCAGGUCUGUAA